Molecule: messenger RNA, 558 nt
Organism: Iphiclides podalirius (scarce swallowtail)
Lineage: Eukaryota; Metazoa; Arthropoda; Insecta; Lepidoptera; Papilionidae
Source: the annotation of a GenBank genome assembly
AUGCCACCGGCUAUAGCAGUUCACAUUACUGGUGAAUGGGAGCUUGGCUGGAUACUUUGUGACAUUUGGAUAAGUUUGGACAUAUUACUGUGUACCGCAUCAAUCCUAUCACUAUGUGCGAUCAGCGUGGACCGAUAUUUGGCAGUGACAAGGCCCCUUACGUACGAGCCAGAUCAUAAUCAAGGAGGUGUGUGCCGAUACAACCAAAAUCCCGGUUAUGUAGUUUUCUCAGCAAUGGGCUCGUUCUUCUUGCCAAUGGCUGUAAUGGUCUACGUGUAUGCAAGGAUAUCGUGUGUUGUAGCAAGGAGGCACCACCAGCUAUCCAGUAGCAGUACGAAAUCCAGUAAGAAAUCAAAACUCUCGUGCAUAAGAACGGAAUCAGAUUCUGGAUCUGAUAAACUAUCUCUCAGGCAAAGUGUGUCAAAGCAACCAUCGAGAAAUUCAAACCAGCAGAGCGAAUGUUCAUCUCAAGCAGACCCGAAGUGCCCCUGUUGCUUCAACGCUGCGAAGAAGCAACAGACAGACAAAAAAUUACAGAAUAAGCAAAGAAAAGGAGUC